Lithohypha guttulata is the source of this 2442-nucleotide messenger RNA. It is a transcript of the gene LDB17, whose product is annotated as pre-rRNA processing. Gene Ontology annotation, cellular component: actin cortical patch. NCBI's taxonomy places the organism in Eukaryota, Fungi, Ascomycota, Eurotiomycetes, Chaetothyriales, Trichomeriaceae. Bases 1 to 2442 code for a protein of 813 amino acids. The transcript has 4 exons. Gene Ontology annotation, biological process: actin cortical patch localization; actin cortical patch assembly; endocytosis. Gene Ontology annotation, molecular function: Arp2/3 complex binding. The record is from RefSeq and is a predicted model, not a curated record.
AUGGAACGGUUGGUCGACAAUGAAUACCCGACGGCAGACGAGUUCUGGGACAAGAUCGAGGACGUGCUUGCAUCGCCCUGUCCUGAUCACGACGCCAUCGACGACACUCUGCGAUCCUACCUAGAGAUUCUCGACGCUCACCACAAAGACUACAUUGCCACAGACGAACACCUGGGUCACUGCGCAUAUUUGCUAUAUGCAUCACCUCUCUUUACGGAGCAUACGGCCUACAUUCGUCGGCAAUUGAUUUACUCUCUGCUUCAGGAUGAUGAACCCACGCACCUGCGCAUUGCUGUCACCUUUCUGCUUGCCGAUGCACGAGAGAAUGAGCAGACCUUUGACCUGCUCAACAACGAGGGUUGCUUUCCACGUCUGAUUGACCUGAUUGCUCAUCCUCACCGGGAUGAAGAGUCUGUACACAGAACACUUAUGGAGCUGCUCUAUGAGUUGGCCAGAGUACAAAAGAUUACGAAUGAUGAUUUGACAUGUGUUCACGACGAAUUUGUUUCCGGCUUGUUUGACAUUAUUGAACAAGUUUCCCACGAUGUAAACGACCCAUACCAUUACCCUGUUAUUCGAGUUCUUCUUGUUUUGAACGAGCAGUUCAUGGUUGCUGCUCAUGAUCCUGCUGUACUUGCGAAAAAGUCAACGCCUUUAACCAACAAGGUGGUAAAGGUACUUUCCUCCCAUGGAAGCCGAUACAAGACGUUUGGCGCAAACAUUAUUCUAUUACUUAAUCGCGAAGACGAAACUUCACUUCAAUUGUUGACCUUAAAGCUCAUGUACCUUCUAUUCACUACGCCUCCCACCUACGAAUAUUUCUACACCAACGACCUACACGUUCUUGUGGACAUACUAGUCCGCAAUCUGCUAGACUUGCCAGAGUAUGCUUCUGCCCUUCGACACACCUAUCUUCGAGUCCUCUAUCCCCUCCUCGAACACACUCAGCUUCAGUUCCCACCCUACUACAAGAGGCAGGAGAUACGCAAGCUGCUGGCCUUACUAUGUGGUGAUCGCGUCGAGCAUGAAGAUGGGUCUUCUCUGCCAGGCGGCGCCUGGAACCAUUUCGAAGAUGUCGACGAUACAACCAAACGGCUCGUCAAACGCUGUCAAGGCGUCAGCUGGUUGUCCGAUCCGGAGACUGAUCUGGUCCGAAUGGAUUCUCCAAUAGAUGAAACGACAAGUGAGCCAAGUUCGCCUAUGUCGCCCACCAAACCUCAACCACCACAAUUGCCCGCUCCUCGAAAGUUGCGUAAACGUGACUCCUCUAAAGGUUCGACAUUGACCAUUGGCGGCUUCCUUACUCCACAUCUGGAAGGUGCACGCCAGUCGAGUAUGAGUAUGGCUGAGAUGGCUCAGCAGAAAGAGAAGCCGGGCGUAAUAACACCUAGCCGGAAUCCAAGCUUCAAGCACGGUCUAAGACAAGCCAUAUUUACAGGCAAGAAAGAAAAGCCUGCACCACCAAAGUCUCGUCGCUCGGGCUUUAUGAGGCCAAGAAUUCAUUCAAGUCAGACUGAGACAGCUAUAACCGCGGAAGGGCUGGAUAAUGCUCAGAUGUCGCCUCCAAUUCAAACAGAAGAGAACGACAAAUAUCAAGAUGCAGUGGAAAUACAGCAACUUGACGUGCAAAUAGAGUUGCCGCGAAAAUUGAGUAUAGAGUCCCAAGCAAGCAGUUCAGGACGACGGUCUCCCAACCAUCGAAGCAAGCCACAAACGAAGAGUCCGCCGCCGGCUCCCAAAGCACGGAGAGGAUGGCGUAUGCGCAAGAGCAAGGAUCUUCAACAGGAGCACGAUAAUGAACCUGGCAGAUUUUCAGCGACACUGCCCUCGAUCAAUACCGUCGCAGAGCACAAUCCCUUCUCACCACCGACUGAAGCCGCAUCCGAUCAUUUCCCGUUUUCGCCAGUCAGAGACAAGACACUAGAUCCAGCAAGAUCACCUACUUCUCCUACCACCUCCCACACCCCAAAACGUUCAGUCAGCGACGCCCUAAAUCAAGCACAGGAACAGGCCGUACAGCAAGUCGAAGAAUGUCUGGAGCACACGCACCUCACCACCAACUCCCAACACGAUCAAAGCUACCCAUCACCAAUCAACCCAGUCGAACAACCUCAUCGCCAUCCUCCAAGAAGCAGCAGUCUCCAGCCCUUGACCGAAACAGAUCAAGAAUUCCACCCCAUACACGUCCAACAAACCGUUCUCGCACCACCCGGUCAGGCUCCCAUUCGGGCUGUCCCAGGUCCUCGCAUUGACCUUGAAAAGAGCCCGUUUCUGAGCGAUGACGAGGAACACGAAGCAGAGGUAGAGGCGGAGAGCGACGCAAAAAGUCCUGAUGAAAUUGCUAGCGCUGGGACUGGCCUCGGAAUUAGUGACGGCGCACGGACGGCGGUGCCUCAUCUCCGAACGAAGGAAAGUUGGGAGGAUUUUGACAAUGAGGAGUGA